AUGGUAAUCUACCCCCGGAAGUUGCGUUGGAUGAAGACAUUUGCUCUCUUUUGGUGGGAAAAUGAGCAACAAUAAGACACGUUUACCUUAAAAUAACCAUUCCUACCGUGGUCUUUGUGAUGUUUAAUAUAACGUCAAGUUAACGGGUUAAAACAGUCACAACAGCGCCCGGUUGGCACACUUAGUGACAGAUAGAUUAUUGGAUUAAAAACACUAGUAGCAGGAAUACCAAAAUGCCAGAAAUCAAACUCAAACACGUCGUAUCCUGCACUUCCGAGGACAAUACUCACAAAGCGGACAACCUGCUGAGCUCAGACACCUACAGAAAGUGGAAAGCAGCGAGAGCCGGGGAGAAGCAGACAUCAGUCAUUCUGCAGUUUGAGAAAGAGGAGCAGGUGCACAGUAUCGAUAUUGGAAAUGAAGGAUCCGCUUUUGUUGAGGUGCUGGUGGCAAACUCUUCAGCCCCUAAAACUCAGGACUACGAGGUUCUUCUCGUCACAUCUUCCUUCAUGUCUCCAACGGAAAGUCGUAACGGAUCUAACCUGAACCGCGUGCGUUUCUUUGGACCCAACCAGCUGCAGAAGAGCACAGCUCAGGAGAAAUGGGACAGAGUCAAAAUUGUUUGCAGCCAGCCAUACAACAAGAACAUAGCGUAUGGAAUCGCCUUUGUUAAGUUCCACUCUCCACCUGACAAAAAUGAGCCUCCAAGUUCCUCCCCUAAAGUGACAAAGCUGGGACAGUUCAGAAUAAAGGAUGAGUCGCCUUCAUCUGGGUCCAGUCUGCAACCCGGAAGUCUCUUCUUUAACCGAGAAAAUGCAAACAAGUCGAGCACUUCACCUAAAGUGUCUCCUCAGAGUGACAAGCUGAGUUACGCUGCUGCUGCUCUGCAGGCAGGUGGAGGCCCUCACCCAUCAGGCCAAGCCUCCUCCUCCUCCUCCAGCUCAGCCUCACCACAGCCACCUGUAAAAAGAAAGUUUGAGUUUAGCAAAGAGCGACUGUCUGCCUCCGGUCCUUCUCCCUCAACCAAAAAGAGUCCUGCUGGUUCUCCUGAGAGCAAAGCCGCCACGCCCAAACUCAAGCCAAGCCCAGCCGCUACGCCCAGCCCAAGCACCACUAAAGUGUCGUCCACUCAGAGAUCCACUGAGAAGAAGAAGGAGGUACAGUCUAAACCGGAGCUUAAACCCAAACCAAAAACCAAACCCCAAAGUGAGCAGCAGGUCCCGUUCAAGAAGAUCAUGGAGGGGGUCGUGUUUGUGCUAAGCGGCUUCCAAAACCCCUUCAGAGGGGAGCUGAGAGAAAAAGCCCUGGAGAUGGGAGCCAAGUACCGCCCAGACUGGACGUCCGACUCCACACAUCUCAUCUGCGCCUUCGCCAACACCCCCAAAUACAGCCAGGUGAAAUCGGCGGGGGGCAUCAUCGUGCGGAAGGAGUGGGUGUUGGAUUGCCACAAGAGGAAACAGAAGAUCUCCUUUAAGCGUUAUUUGAUGGAUGGAGACGAGUCGAGCUCUGAAAGCGAAAUGGAGGUAGACGAAGAUAGCGAGGAAGAAGUGAAGACAAAGUUUCUACAGACUCCGCAGAAAAAGGAGAUACAAGUCACCCCAAAGAAAAGUCCAGCAAAGAGGGAUGAAGAGGAGGAGUACGCUAGAUCCACUGAUGAGGAACCAGGAGCUGACGAGGACGAAUCAGGCGUGGAUACAGAGGAUGAGCUGCAGAGGGUGGAGAAUGAGAGCAGGAGGAAGAAAGCAGCGGCAGAAAGGACAGCGGAGGAGGAGGAGGAUCCUUAUGGGGGGUCGACAGACGAAAACACCGACGCUGAAGCUGAGGAGGAUCAUCCCAUCCCCGAGCUACCAGAUUUCCUCAGUGGAAAGCACUUUUUCCUGUAUGGAAAAUUCCCCAACGAUGAGAGACGACUGCUGUUGCGAUACAUCGUCGCCUUUAAUGGGGUGAUUGAGGACUACAUGACGGAUAAAGUGCAGUUUGUGGUGACCAGUGAAGGGUGGCACGAGUCCUUUGAAGAUGCCCUGAUGGAAAACAGCAAUCUGAACUUUGUGAAGCCUGCAUGGAUUUAUGCCAUCAACGAGCGACAGAAGCUCCUGCCCUACCAGCCUUACACCGUCGUCCCCUGAGCCUCACCCUUCCCUGAACAUCCUCAGAAACUUGAGGUUUGCAAAGCCAUGUUUCACCUCAAAAGGGCAAUAAAUCAGGUUCAGCUCUUCCUGUCUUUACACUGACUUCACACCUUUAGGUUUAAUCUUUUCUAAAGAGAUCAGAAAAAUGGGUUUUGUCCCUCAAGGAUUCAUUAAAUAGAUUGAUUUACAGCUUCCCCAUUAAAGGCUAAAGCAAACAGUAGAAUGAACGUUUUCUUGUGCCACGUAUCACUUGGACACCAUGGAAAAAGCCAGGUCUCUGUUUUUUGUGUGUGUGUUCAAGUGUGCUGCUCCUCCUCGGCCCCCUCAGGCUUCGCGGGGAAAGAGUAAUCGCCCUGUCCUGACUGCCACUCGCAGUGAUAAGACUCAGAAUACAGUUGAAUUAAUGAGACGAAACCCAAAAGUCACAGGAACGAUGUUGCUAGUUUUUCUACACAACAAUGAAAGACAAAAAAAACAACCUUAAAGACAAAAGCAAUUGCAAAUGAAUUUAAGUAGUAGAGAUUUCUUCUUUUUUUUAGAACAUUUCUUCUUUGUGUGUUAGAGUUCAAUCUAUUGCGUUAUUAAUAUUUGUGUUAUAAAUCUACCAGAGAUGGCAAUAAGAACAUAAUUCAUGUGGAUACGUUUGAAAUAGUGUUUGCUUUGGGUUCUUACAAAGUAGUUUUUUAACUCAAGCUUUUUUUUAUCAUUAUUAUUAUUAUUAUUAUUAUUCUAUUGUUGCUGUUGUACCUAAUUCAUUUUCAUAAUAAAUAAAAAAAGAAGCA
Molecule: messenger RNA, 2911 nt
Organism: Oryzias latipes (Japanese medaka)
Lineage: Eukaryota; Metazoa; Chordata; Actinopteri; Beloniformes; Adrianichthyidae
Gene: xrcc1
Product: X-ray repair complementing 1
Biological process (GO): single strand break repair; double-strand break repair via nonhomologous end joining; base-excision repair
Cellular component (GO): nucleus
Molecular function (GO): damaged DNA binding
Source: RefSeq, a predicted model, not a curated record